CAGCGUGCAGAAACUGGAGACCGUCGUUUUUCCACCUGCUGUGGUUUCUCACCCUGGGCAACAGCGUUCUUAUGAAUGCUGGUGCUGACAGUGCCGAAUGUGAUCAAGGCGCAUCUAUUCUGCUACGGUCUCUCAAUUUACCUCAAAACACAGAAUAUGAGAUUGUAUCUCCAUAUGAGGUCGACCACCAAGGCGCUUACGUCUCUCAUGAAAUUGCCCACCACCAGCGCAAAAGGCGGCGCAGAUCCCUCGCUUCAGACGCAGACUCAUCUGCCGCUGAAAGCAUCAGCGAAACAGUCCACUUCCGACUCAGAGGCUUGGGGCAGGACUUCCACAUGGAGCUGAGGGACGCCUCGGAAAGCCUGAUUGCACCUGGCUUCACCAUCCAGGUCCUGGGAAAGAAUGGCACCAAGAGCCUGAGGGCCUACCAUCAGGAUGACCUCUGCUUUUACCAAGGGUCACUGAGGUCAAGGGUCAACUCCUCUGUGGCACUAUCCACAUGCAUGGGGAUGUCAGGUUUGAUCCAAACACAGGAUGCAGAAUAUUUCUUGAGACCCGUGUCACACGGCUUGGCGCAGAUGGAGAACUUCACAGCGCCCUUCGGUCAUCAGCCACACAUCCUCUAUAAGAGCGAAAGGGACUCCCAAACACAGCGGCAACAUGUGCUUCAAAAGAGAUCCGCUGACAACACAGUGUUUGAACAUCAAUACAAGGGACUGCAAAAACAGCAUGACAACAAUAACAGCAACACUCAAGCUGACCUGAUAAAACAUCAUGGAAGUGGCCAACAGCACAAUGACCAUCGCCAUGACAGCGACUACAGACAUGGGGAGAAGCAGAAGCAACACUUCUGUGGGAGAAGGAAGAAAUACAUGCCGAAACCUCCAGAAGAGGAUAUUUUUAUCCUUCCAGAUGAAUACAAGUUUAUCCCCAGGAAUAAAAGGGCAGUGCUGAUGAAGAACAAGGCCAACCAGGGACUCAAUGUGGAGACACUUGUGGUGGUGGACAGAAAGAUGAUGGACAACCAUGGCCAUGAGAACAUAACUACAUAUGUUCUUACUGUGCUUAACAUGGUCUCAAGUCUGUUCAAAGAUGGCACAAUAGGGGGAAAUAUCAACAUAGUGAUUGUGGGUCUCGUCCUCCUGGAUGAAGAACAGAAUGGCUUAGUAAUCAACCACCAUGCAGACCACACACUGAACAGCUUUUGCCACUGGCAGUCCACCCUGGGAGGUAGAGAGGGCCGGCACCAUGACCACGCCAUCCUCCUCACGGGACUCGACAUCUGCUCUUGGAAGAAUGAACCCUGUGAUACUCUUGGGUUUGCGCCAAUUAGCGGGAUGUGUAGCAAAUACCGCAGCUGUACCAUUAAUGAGGACACUGGCCUGGGUUUGGCAUUCACCAUCGCCCAUGAAUCAGGACACAAUUUUGGAAUGGUCCAUGAUGGUGAAGGGAAUGUUUGUAAAAAGUCAGAAGGCAACAUCAUGUCUCCCACAUUAGCUGGUCACAACGGUGUCUUCUCCUGGUCUGCUUGCAGCCGUCAGUACCUCAGCCGCUUCCUCAAUUCUGCCCAGGCUUUGUGCCUAUCAGAUGAACCAAGAGCAAUCACAGAGUAUCAAUACCCUGAGAAGCUGCCUGGCGAGCUGUACGAUGCAGACACACAAUGCAAAUGGCAGUUUGGGGAGAAGGCCAAACUCUGCACCCUUGAUUUUAAGAAGGAUAUCUGCAAGGCUCUGUGGUGCCACCGUGUUGGGAGGAAGUGUGAGACCAAAUUCAUGCCAGCUGCUGAGGGCUCUGCUUGCGGCCCCGAUAUGUGGUGUCGUCGGGGCCAGUGUGUGAAACAGGGUGAUGAGGGUCCAAGGCCUCAGCAUGGCCACUGGUCAGAGUGGUCCUCCUGGUCUACAUGCUCUAGAAGCUGUGAGAGCGGCGUUACAUAUCGUGAGAGGCAAUGCAGCAACCCCAGACCGGCAUACGGAGGGAAGUUCUGCGAGGGUUCCUCCAGGUCAUACAAACUUUGCAAUACUGAAGACUGUCCCAGGAACACCAUUGACUAUAGAGCACAACAGUGUGCUGAGUUCAACGGCAAACAGUUCAGAGGCUGGUACUACACUUGGAGACCAUACACUAGAGUGGAUGAUCAAGAUCUAUGCAAGCUCUACUGCUUUGCUGAAGGUUAUGAUUUCUUUUUUGCCUUGGCCAGCAAAGUUAAGGAUGGGACACUCUGCUCACCAGACAGCUCUAAUGUCUGCAUUGAUGGACUGUGUGAGAGAGUUGGCUGUGACCGUGUUUUAGGCUCCACAGCUGUGCCCGAUGCUUGUGGGGUGUGUAAAGGAGACAACUCCACCUGCAAGAUUUACAAAGGACAGUACACAAAACAGCAUUUUACUAACCAGUACUAUGCAGUGAUAACCAUCCCAGCUGGAGCUCGGAGCAUCCGUGUGAUUGAACUGAAUUCCUCCACCUCCUACUUGGCUGUCAGGGACACACAUAGACGCUACUACCUUAAUGGCCACUGGACCGUGGACUGGCCUGGCCGACACCCCAUUGCUGGAGCAAUUUUCGAGUACAAAAGACCAUAUAACAGACCAGAGAGUCUCAUAUCAGCCGGUCCCACCAAUGAGACUCUAGUAAUAGAGGUGCUGUUGCAGGGCUGGAAUCCUGGUGUGCAUUGGGAAUAUACUCUAAAGAAAGCUGAUGAGAAACUGAUGAAGAACCGCAUCAAGCACAAUUAUACAUGGGCUAUCAUACGCUCCCAGUGCUCAGCCACUUGUGCUGGAGGCCAAAUGAACACCAAGUCAGCAUGCUACAAAGACUUGAAAGCGCAGGUGAAUGUGUCGUACUGCAAUCCCAGAUCAAGACCAGCUACUGGAUUGAUGCCCUGCAACACCCAACCAUGUCCUCCCAGCUGGUCUGUAGGAGAGUGGGGGGUGUGCAGCCGAAGCUGUGGAGGAGGGGAGCAGACUCGGCAGGUCCAGUGUGUCCAGAGAACCAGCCAGACUGACGUGGACACCCUGGCUGACUCUCGUUGUGCCCAGCCGUCCCCGGUCAGGAAGCAGACCUGCAACACACACAGCUGUCCACCGGUUUGGACAACUGGGUCGUGGUCGCAGUGUUCGCGUAAGUGUGGCAAUGGUUUGAAGAAGAGGACUGUGCUGUGUGUGAGCUCUAACCCGGGUGCCCAGGCACACACGCUGCCCAACAGCAAGUGCGCAGGCCUGCCAAAACCUGCUGGUCAGGAUUCCUGCUUCAUCAGACGCUGCCAGAAACAACGCAAGGUCCAGUGGUUUGUCUCCACAUGGCAAGAGUGUUCAGUAACAUGUGGUCGUGGCUAUCAGGCACGCUUCAUCAAGUGUGCAGAGAAGGACACUGCAGGAAAAUACAGAGAGCUUGCUCCCAAGAAGUGCCACCAUGUUCCCAAACCCAUAGUAGAGCUUCAGAAGCCCUGCAUCCUGGCUGAAUGCCCUGUCCGCACAACGCAAUCAGUGCACUACCAAUGGAAGACGCAUCAUCGGAGCUAUCCAGCCCACCCUCCACCUCGGCCAGAAUGGCGCUCGUCUCCUUGGUCUCAGUGCACGGUGACAUGUGGAGGAGGAGUGCAGGCCAGGGCGGUCCAGUGUCUGGCGGAAGAGAAACCUUCCACCGGCUGUGCCGUCCAUCUCAAACCUGCAGUGUCCCAGGCCUGCAAUACCAACUUCUGUCCACAACCUGAGAAGAAAGAACUUGCAUGUCAGGAUUACUUCAGCUGGUGUUACCUGGUGCCCCAACAUGGAGUCUGCAACCACAAGUUCUAUGGCAAGCAGUGCUGCCAGUCAUGUUCAAAUUCAAACCUAUAAUCCUAGGACGUGACUCAGUCCGCUGUACAGGCAGAUAGGUAGUUAGUCAAAAGACUGCAAAACAUGGUUGUGGUUUUAAGCAUGCGGCGAGCACUGAAAUACAAAGCCUUUUCUUUGGAAGUGCUCUUCAUUUUCUCUCUGCGAUGCCGGACAUCUGGAUACAAGAACUUGAUGUUGACAGCACUACACAGGAAUGUGAUCGGGAAAAAACAAAUAAAGACAAGAAUUAUGUGGAGGAACUAACAAAAUAGUAAUCGUGAUUAAAGCAAAUAGGAUGGACAUGUCUAAAAGAAACUGAAAAAUCCCAGCUUUGUUUAUAUACUGUAGCUGAAAAGAUCUGUACUCAGGACACUCAGCAUCUCUCAGUCAACCAAAGGCCAACGAUGGCAAACCAACAAAGAAAGACGUCUUCGAGCGCUGCCACGCAACAUGUGAUAUGCCCUGGUCUGCGCUGCAGACCCUGAUGAAUUGACAAUCUGUGGUUUCUUAAUGAAAAGGGACGUUUCAAAGAGACGAUAAAGGUAUAAAUACAUUUUGCCUUGAGCUUAAUUUUUUUUAAUUAAAAAAAAGAGAACAAAAAUGACAUGCUAAUCAAUGUGUAUUUCUU
Molecule: messenger RNA, 4437 nt
Organism: Pundamilia nyererei
Lineage: Eukaryota; Metazoa; Chordata; Actinopteri; Cichliformes; Cichlidae
Gene: adamts16
Product: ADAM metallopeptidase with thrombospondin type 1 motif, 16
Exons: 24
Coding region: 72-3830 (1252 amino acids)
Biological process (GO): extracellular matrix organization; proteolysis
Cellular component (GO): extracellular matrix
Molecular function (GO): metalloendopeptidase activity
Source: RefSeq, a predicted model, not a curated record